AUGAAACCCCCACGACCCAUCCUCCCGUUCCCCAUCCCCCUUCACAUCGGCACCGACAUAUGCCGCGUCUCGCGCAUCCUCUCCAUCCUGACGAAUCCGAAGCGCGGGAGGCGGUUUGUCGAUCGCGUGCUCUCGCCCGAGGAGAGGGGGUUGAGGCGCGUGAGGAGCGCUUUGGGCGAGGGGUAUUGGGGGAAGGAGGCGUGGAGGGGUGGUGAUGUUGGGGUGGCGGAGUUUGUUGCUGGACGAUUCGCAGCGAAAGAAGCCGCGUUCAAGGCGCACCCAUUUCGGCGAUUAACGUUUCACGAUAUUGUCAUUCGACCUACGUCCGACGGAGAGGAAUCCGGGCCCAUCGUCGCCGUUAUACGGGGCGAGGAGGUGGAUCAAAUGGCGAUGGUGUCCAUUAGCCAUGAUGGGGACUAUGCGACGGCCGUCUGUUUGGGAUUUGAUCCUACGAGGAAACAGCCGAGUGAUCGGUGA
Molecule: messenger RNA, 477 nt
Organism: Scedosporium apiospermum
Lineage: Eukaryota; Fungi; Ascomycota; Sordariomycetes; Microascales; Microascaceae
Exons: 2
Coding region: 1-477 (158 amino acids)
Biological process (GO): fatty acid biosynthetic process
Molecular function (GO): holo-[acyl-carrier-protein] synthase activity; magnesium ion binding
Source: RefSeq, a predicted model, not a curated record